CACAUGAAUUCAGUCUGUGAACAGGCGCCGAGCACUGCACAGCUUUUUGCGUAUAUUUGUUGCGUUCUCGUCGUGUGAAUAUUUUGUGAAGAAAAAAAAAAAAUCCAACCAACAAAGGAAAAAUUCAAUUUCCAACCAGAAAAAAAAGUAUUUAUAUUUUAACGCUUCUACUAUUAGCGCCAGCAAAACGUGUUUCCCCAGUCCCCACCGCGUUUAAUCGUUCAUUUCGAAAAUAUUCAGCCAAUAGUAGUAGGAAAAAUACACAGCUAGAUAAGCGGAAAAAAGUUGCUUCAACGCGCCAGCUGGUGUUGCACAAAAACAAAAAAUCCAACGAAAUUUCUGCUGAAAAUUGCUGCUUCGCGAAGUGAACUGGCUGGAUAGCCGCUCGAAGCGUUUAAAGUAAAUAAAACGAAAUUUCAUGCCGCCGUGUGUUUGAAGCGUAAAAUAAAUAAUACAAAAAGGCAAGAAAUAAGUAAGUGAAUAAAACAAACCAAAAGUGAAGUUGAGAAAUUCGCGCGCGUUUCAUAUUCCAAUGACGCAAUUUCCGCUUUAAUUGUGAAAAAGUUGAAUUUUUGUGUUGAAAAUCUUGUUAUUGUUCGAAAAAAAAAAAAAUAUAUAUUUUUAAAUCCUUAUUAAAAGGUGUUUAACUAUUUGUUCUGUGUGAAAGAAAACCAAAAACAACUAAAAACUUUCGCUUUUUCAUAGCGCUCCACGCAACAAUAAAGAAAUCAAAUUUAAGAACCGGCUAAGCCGGACGCAACAAAAUUCUUUAAAGUUCCAACUCUGAUUACUGCAGUGAAAAUAUAUUUCGUGAAUAUACAAAAACAAAAAAAAAAUUACAAUAAUCUGGAAAACCUAAUUUUGAUAGAAAUAAAAAAAAUAAAGCCGAGGUUAAAUAGUUUCAAACCAGCACUCAAUCCGGGAAACAAAAGUAAAAGUGCGAAACGACGAAGCAAGUAAUAGAACGACUUAUUAAACAGCGCCAGAAGAAAAAUAAGAAGAAGAAGAAGUGAAAUUCCAGCAAGCAAGUGAAGUGAGUGCAUUACACAGCUAUAUGUAUGUAUGUGUAUUUGUGCAUGUGUUUGUAUGCAAUAAAUUAUUUAUACAAUAAAUCCCCGCUAGAAAAUCAAAACAACAAAAAGCUUGGAAAAUAAACAAAAGUCAGCAAAGAGUAAAAAUAAUAGCAAAAAUAAUAAUAAUAAGCGGCAAAAGUAUUUAUUAUUAUUACUAUUUUCAAAGAAAAAAAACGGCGAGUAAAUAAAUAUACUCGCAAGCAAACACCCACACACACACACACACAUUGUGUAGUGCAGUUUGUUGUUAUUCCUUUUCGUAUUACAACGCGCUGAACAAGCAAGAAAAGUGAACAAGUUCGUCAUCGCUGUGAAACAACAAAUACAAUAUAAAAAAACGUAGUAAAAUAAAAGCAAGAAGAAUAGAAAUUAAAAUCCCACAACAACAACAACACGCAAUCAGCCAGCCAGUCAACCAACCAACCAAGCAACCAACAACAACCAACUUCACAUCUACAACUUUUGCCCUGUGCGCGCAUAUGACGAUCUCAUUUUUCUCGUGCGACAACAACCAGCAAAAGUAGAAGAAAAAAGUGAAUAUAAAUAAAAACAAAAAAAAAAUAAAAUAAAUUCAAGCAACAAGCAAGCGACAGCCACUGAAAAUAACUGCGAAAAAUUUGCAUUUGAUUUUCAUUGAAAAUAAGUCUUACAUUCACGCAUGUGCAUGCAUGUGUGUGUGCAAGUGUGUGGCAAUGUUUUCAAUUUCCCGCACUGAUCUCAACAACUUGCCGACAAAUUCUCAAGAAACCUUUGCGAUAAUGUAAAAACAGCGCGUGUAUGCUCAAACUUGCUUUAUCUCGCUCACAAACAUUUGCAUAUUAAAUUUUAGCGCAAAAACAAAAAACCAAACAAAUAAACACAAAAUCCACUCACAAAACCAAAACUUGAAAAAAAGUGCUCUCUCGCUCUAUAAUUAUACCCGCAACAACAUCCCCAAACCACCCGCAAAUAACCAGUACAUUUCAUUAAAUUACUUUCAGCAAAAUUUGUUGAAAUUGUAAAAGCUUGUGAAUUGUGCGUGAAAGCUCGGCGACGAAAGCGCCAUAUAACAAAAAAAGUGAAAAUAAAGCGCGGCAACAGUGGACGGCAGACAACUGUAAGCCAUUUAACGGAAUUGUAUAAAAAGCUCAAAUAAACGCGCGCUUUUCAGCUUCAUACCGGUUCGCCGCACGCUCCCCUAUCCACAUAAAUUAUAACCCUCGGCUUGUAUCCGCAUAUUUACCUACAGACUAUUUGCGUACAUAGUACAUACACAAGAAAAUAAAAUUAAAAACAAAAAAAAAAAAAAACGUUACGAAAAAGUUGAAAUCAUUAAAACCCCAAAGCUCCCGCUGCUAUAAUUUACUGCAAAAAGUGUGAAAUUCUUUAAAAAUUGUUUUGAUAAUUUAUUGUUGUGCGCCUUCAAAUAGCCGCUGCAAUAAACAAACACAUAUACACAUACAUGUUUAAGUAUAUAUAGGAUAUAACGUGCAGCAGUUAGGGUGAAUUCGCUGGCAAAUUUUGUGCAAAACGAUACCUUGACGCCUCAUAGUAGACCACGCAUACAUGCAUACGUACAUAUGUAUGUGUAGUAGCCAGUAGCAUUAUUGCGCGCUAGUAUUGUAAAGCUUGCCAUUUUGUUGCUAAAAUUGAAAGCCGCCGCCAAAAGUUGCGAAACUCUUGCAAAAAGCAGGCCAAAAAGAGAUCAAUUACUCCAGUAAAGCGCUCGGACAAACGCGAACACUCUACUUGCAAGCGCAACGGAGAGCAGCCAGCUGACAAGCGGUAAUCAGUCGAAAGUGUUUUUAAAAUUCUAGUCAUUGACUAUUUCGCAUUGUCAUAGCGCCGUAGCAAACGAGCGAGCACCAAACGCUAAUAGCAAAAAGCUACGUCAACCAGUUAACCGCGCCGCAAGUGUCAACGUCAAACGUCAAACGUAGUUCGCUUUGUUUGCAUACGAAUAAAAUUUUUGAAUUUUCAAAAACAAUAAUAAUUUCAAAACAAACGAAAAUUUUUGACAAGUAUUGGGGAAAAAAGGGUUUUCUUUUUUCAAACGAAACAAGCAAGUGAGGAAAACAACAAAGCCAACAACGAUUCAACCAACCUGCCGUUGAGUGAAAAAUAACGUUCGAGGUGCAAGCUCGCCAGUGCAACAAAGCCCGCAAGUGACAGUUAUAAAGCAGCUACGCAAUCCGUGUGCGUCAAAGAGCUAAAGAAAGAAAACGACGAGAGGGUGAGAGAGGCAAACAAGUCAAGCACUUUAAGCUGCAAAGCCUGCUAACUACAACUGCAAAAGUGCCAGCGGCAAAAAUAAUAAUUUGUGAUAGCAAAUACUUACUCCCCAUCCCGCGUGUGACCCCUCUCAAGCCGAAUCAACAAACUGCAAAUAUAAAUAGAAAAGUUAAUUAAAAGAAAAUUUAUUGAGAUUCAAAUCAAAUUUAUUACCAAUAAUAAUAUCCCGUUCCAAGUAACCACACAAGACACUUACUUACAAAACAACAACUACAAAAAUGGCAGCUGUCGUCCAUGUGAAUAGCCUGUUGAAUGGCAAGGAUUCACGUUGGCUCCAAUUGGAAGUGUGUCGCGAAUUUCAGAGGAAUAAAUGCUCCCGCCAAGAUACCGAAUGCAAAUUCGCUCAUCCGCCCGCCAAUGUCGAGGUGCAGAAUGGAAAGGUGACCGCUUGCUAUGACAGCAUUAAGGUAUGUGUUCGUAAAUAAAUUGGACAAAUAACAGAAGCAAAAACAAAUUUUCAAA
This is a messenger RNA of Anastrepha ludens (Mexican fruit fly), 3806 nucleotides long. RefSeq names its product protein muscleblind-like. Lineage: Eukaryota; Metazoa; Arthropoda; Insecta; Diptera; Tephritidae. The record is from RefSeq and is a predicted model, not a curated record. Gene Ontology annotation, molecular function: metal ion binding. The transcript has 5 exons. The coding region runs from base 3563 to 3769 and encodes 68 amino acids.